This is a messenger RNA of Carica papaya (papaya), 1262 nucleotides long. RefSeq names its product copper chaperone for SOD1 (gene CCS). NCBI's taxonomy places the organism in Eukaryota, Viridiplantae, Streptophyta, Magnoliopsida, Brassicales, Caricaceae. Gene Ontology annotation, molecular function: copper ion binding. The record is from RefSeq and is a predicted model, not a curated record. Gene Ontology annotation, biological process: superoxide metabolic process.
UGGUCCAAUUCUCUUCUCGUGCAAGGGAAAACCAGAAAAAUGGUGGCAUUUCUCAGGUCAGUCUGCACAACAGCAGCAGCAUCAGCCAUAGCAGCAGCAUCUGCCCUUCCUGCGACCUUUCCUCUCUCUUCUUCUUCUCAUCAAAACCCCAAAUUCCAAAAUCACUCUUUUCCCUCUCUUCAUACCUCAUCGCUUCUCUCCUCGCCCAAUCGCCUCCGCCUUGUACGGAACUUCACCAACCCCUCCAAACCUCUCCCCAUGGACGUGCCCACGUCUGAUCACAAAUCAUCUCCCUCUCAGGAUUCAGCUGUCUCGCCUGAACUACUGACGGAGUUCAUGGUGGAUAUGAAGUGCGAGAAUUGUGUUAAUGCUGUCAAGAAUAAGUUACAGAGUGUUGAUGGGAUAAAAAAUGUAGAUGUGGAUUUGGGUAACCAAGUUGUCAGAAUUCUGGGUUCUUCUGCUGUUAAGACCAUGACUGAAGCACUGGAGCAGACUGGUAGAAAAGCCCGAUUAAUUGGCCAAGGCGUGCCUGAAGAUUUCUUAAUUUCUGCUGCUGUUGCUGAAUUUAAAGGUCCAGAUAUCUUUGGUGUGGUUCGCUUUGCUCAAGUGAGUAUGGAAUUGGCUAAGAUUGAAGCCAUUUUUAGUGGAUUAUCGCCAGGAAAACAUGGUUGGUCUAUCAAUGAAUUCGGUGAUCUUACAAGAGGUGCUGCCAGCACAGGGAAAAUAUUCAAUCCAAAUGACCAAGAGAAAGAGCCCCUAGGUGACCUGAGAACAUUAGAUGUCGAUAAGAAUGGUGAGGCCUUCUUCUCUGGUGCAAAAGAGUACAUGAGAGUUGCUGACCUGAUCGGGCGGUCUGUGGUGGUGUAUGAAACUAAAGAUAAAUCUGAUGUAGGUCUGACCGCUGCAGUUAUUGCCAGAAGUGCCGGUGUUGGCGAAAACCACAAGAAGGUUUGUCUGUGUGAUGGCACCACCAUCUGGGAAGCAAGUGACAAAGAUUUUGUCACCAGUAAGGUAUAAAACGACACUAAACUUUGCACUUGAACCGUUUGGCUGUUGUAAACCUGAUGGCAGUUUACUGCUCAAUGUAGUUCAUUAGUAUACUGUAACUUGAAUGUGUCAAACCAAAGAACUGAAUUGAGUUUAGUAUGGUGCAUUCCUCACUAUUUCUUUUCUCUUUUUUGGACCAAAGAGUCCAAUUGAAUUUGCUUAUUAUUUGUGAAUCCUUUAAGCUCUAGAAAGCUGAACCAGUGUUUUGUUAUCUA